This is a messenger RNA of Parnassius apollo (apollo), 9984 nucleotides long. NCBI's taxonomy places the organism in Eukaryota, Metazoa, Arthropoda, Insecta, Lepidoptera, Papilionidae. The record is from the annotation of a GenBank genome assembly.
UUGGACUUUGGUGAUUACAGCGAUCAGUACUACUCGGUGCAAACUACAGAAGCUGAGCAGAUUCUUCAAGUGAUCGCCGGCUACAUCGAUAUUAUAGUACGCAAACAACGCGCAAAGGACCACCUGGGGAUCGAAGGGGAUGAGGGAUCUGCCAUGUUGGAAGACUCUGUUUCACCGUCCAAGGCCAAUAUUAUUCAACACGACACAUUCAAGUCGGGCAAAGUGAAUACAGAAUCUGUCGCUAAACCUGCUGUUCUUCGGCCAGGAGCUGAAGGUGCUAAGCCGUUCGCCGUGGGCCAUUUGACCGGCGCUCAGCAAACCACAGUCUCUGGGCAAAUCAUCACCGGCCACACACCACCUACAGCGUCGCAGGUGCAACAAACUCGUGUGACGUCGAUACUGUCAGAGCCGCAACGGGCACUGUUGUCUACCAUCACCGGCGGCCGGGAGAUCAUCCGCCAAACCGAGGAGAGUUUGAGCAGAGCUUCACUCCCAGCUCUUGGACAGGACGCGGCUUCAGUAAAAUGGAAACAAGUGACCAUGGACACCAGCAAGCAAGUAGUGACUUCUCAAAUAGCUGCAAUGAACGCCGCCACUGCACAGGUCGUCACUCUUACGUCAGGACCAACCGAAGAAGUGGAUCACACAGCAGUGGGAGCUGCAAUCACAACAAUUACUACCAACCUUCCGGAAAUGACGAAAGGCGUACAAACGAUUGCCGCACUCAUGGAUGACACUGAUGAUGGUGAUAAACUCUUGGACGCUACUAGGAAACUAUGUAGUGCUUUCAGCGAUUUGUUGAAGGCCGCUGAACCAGAAACGAAGGAGCCUCGCCAGAAUCUCCUCAAUGCUGCCUCUCGUGUCGGAGAAGCGUCUACUUCCGUCCUUCACACGAUCGGCGAAGAAACCGAAGAGGACAAGGAGACCCAGGACAUCCUGCUGUCGCUGGCUAAAGCCGUGGCGAAUACCACCGCGGCGUUGGUACUGAAGGCCAAGAACGUUGCGGCUCAAUGCAAGGACGAUCAGGCGCUGCAGAACAACAUAAUAGCGGCUGCUACACACUGUGCACUUGCCACAAGUCAACUAGUCGCCUGCGCUAAGGUGGUAGCACCAACUUUACACAACCCAGCGUGUCGCGAGCAGCUAACUAGCGCGGCACGUCAAGUUGGCUCGGCCGUCGAGCGUUUAGUGGACGCCAGUAGGCAGGCGCCUGAAGCUGCCGCUCCUGGCGUAGAGCAGCUCGCUGUUGCUGCUCAAAGAGUCUCCGAGGAGUUGGAGAGACUGCUGGCUCACUGUCACUUAGAGCGUCGCAGCGCGCAACCUACAGUAAUGGAGCGCAGCGUGGAGAGUGUGGUGACGGCGAGCGAGCGCGUGACCGACGCACACGACGCCCCCGAGAUGGUGCGGCGCGCGCGCCUGCUGGGACAGGCCACCGCGCGCCUCAUCGCUGACAUCAAGACUGAAGCAGAAACGCAGCCAUCUGACUCACAACGUAAAUUACUGGCAGCCGCUAAACUCCUAGCCGACGCUACUGCACGCAUGGUCGAGGCUGCUAGGUUGUGUGCAUCCGCUCCUCAGGAUAGAGACAAGCAAGAAGCGUUGCGCAGAGCGGCGGAAGAAGUGCGCUAUAUCACAGUUGAUUACGCGCAAGGUCAAGACAUCGUCGGCUCGCAGAUUGCGCGACUUCAGGAAAGCGCUAGGCUAGCCGCUUCGAGCGCCACGCAACUCAUCGCCUCAGCGCACAACACCACCCAGCAUAAUACAAAUAAAUACUCGCAGGAGUCAUUGCUGCAAGAGUGCCGCUCACUGAACGAACAGAUUCCCCGAGUGGUGGACGCUGCCAAGGUGUCUGCCGCGAGGCCCGGAGAAGCUGCUGCCCAGCUCGACCUCAUAUCCGCUUCCGAAACUUUCCUACAGCCCAGCAGCCACGUUAUCCAAGCGGCUAGAAGCGUGCUACCAACGGUAACGGAUGCCCCCACGGCUAAGCAGCUGGCCGACACUACUCAUCAGUUCACCACCAGCUGUGCUGAUCUUAGAUCGGCUGUCAAUCGCGCUCGAAUCUCUUGCAAAGGGUUGGAACUGGAUGCUGCGGCAGAGAUCAUCCGCAGUCUACAAGCUGAACUUGACGAAAUGGAGGAAGCCGCGAGAGCUUUCGAUCUCAAACCUCUGCCUGGACAAACGAGCGAGUGGGCGGCGUCGCGGCUGCAGGGCGCGACGCGCGCGGCGGGUGCGGCCACGGCGGCGCUGGCGGGCGCUGUGCGUGUGCGCGAGCCGGCCGGCUGCGGGCGCGCCGCCGCCGAGCUGGCGGCCGCGCUGCGCGACUACACGCCGCCGCUGCGCGCCGCCGCCGCGCACGCGCACCGCCACCCGCACAAGCAGUUGCGUGUUAUUUCAUCUGGUCGCCAAGUGCUGCACUCGUCCCUGACUCUAGUAGAAACUGUUAAACAAUACAUGAACACUUCCGAAGACGUCGACACUGCUUCGAUAGUGGCCAUCGCGAAAGACAUUUCUCAUAAUUUAGAACAAACAAUGGAAGCAGUACCAUCACAUGCUGAACUUGACAUGGCUAUGGAGAACAUCAAUGAGACACUCAACAUCCUUAACAUGGGAGAUUUCCCGCCAUCUGAUAAGAGUUAUGGUGAACUGCAAACAGAGUUGAAUGCAGCAGCUGUCGGUCUCAGUACAGCGUCUUCUGACGUAGUACAAGCUGUAGAACAGCCCGAAGCUUUAGCCGACAGUGGCCACCAGUUCGGUCAGGCCUUUAACCGCUUACUUGGAGUGUCAAUGGAAAUGGCAGGACAGACUGAGGAUCGAGAAGCUCAAGCGACAAUGGUCAGCUCCAUGAAGACCGUGACUGUUAACUCGUCUAAACUGCUCGGAACUGCCAAGUCCGUUAGCCAAGAUUUGACACGACCGAAUGCUAAGAACCAGUUAGCGGCGGCGGCAAGAGCGGUAACGGAAAGCAUCAAUCGUCUUGUGGACGUGUGCACGGAGGCGGCGCCGGGGCAGAAGGAGUGCGCGGCCGCCAUCCGCAGCAUCGACAGCACGCGCCCGCUGCUGGCCGGGCCCACGCAGCCGCUCAGCGAGCUCGGCUACUUCGCCUGCCUCGACGCAGUCGUCGACCAGAGCAAGGGUCUCAGCGAGGGAAUGUCGGGGAUGGCGGGCGCGGUGAAGCGCGGCGAGACGGAGCAGUUCGCGCGCGCCGUGGCCGCCGUGGCCGCCGCCGUGCAGGGCCUCGUCGAGUGCACCGCGCAGGCCGCCUACCUGGUGGCAGUAUCGGACGAGACAAGUGUCGCAGGUAGACCGGGCCUGGUGGAUCAGGCGCAGUUCGCCCGCGCCGCAUUGGCAAUAGACCAGGCCUGUAAAACGCUGUGUGAUAAAGACAGCAAUCAACAACAGGUGCUGUCGGCGGCGACGGUGAUCGCGAAGCACACGAGCGCGCUGUGCAACGCGUGCCGCGUGGCGUCUGGCCGCUCGGCCGAGCCGCAGAGCAAGCGCCACUUCGUGCAGGCCGCCAAGGACGUGGCCAACUCCACCGCCGCGCUCGUCAAGGAGAUCAAGGCCCUCGACGCGGACUACAGCGAGGCUAACCGCGCUCGCUGCGCCGCGGCUACCGGGCCGUUGCUGGACGCGGUGCGCAGCCUGUGCCAGUUCGCGGACAGUCCCGAGUUUGCGGCCGUGCCCGCGCGCAUCUCGCCCCAGGCCCGCGCCAGCCAGGAAGCCAUCCUUGUCUGCGGCAGGAAUAUAAUCAGCGGGUCGUGCGCGAUGCUGGAGGCGGCGCGCGCGCUGGCGCUCUCGCCGCAGGAGCGCGCGCAGUGGCAGGCACUCGCCGCGCACAGCAAAACCGUGUCCGACAGCAUCAAGGCGCUCGUCACCAACAUACGCGAAAAAGCGCCAGGUCAACGCGAAUGUGCCGCAGCUCUCGACACACUAAACAAGCAGCUGCGCGAACUCGACCAAGUGGCGAUACAAGCCGUUGGACAGGAGCUGCAACCGAGACAGGCCAACACAUUGCAAGGCUACUCGGAACAAAUUGAAAAUGCAGCCGCUGAGAUGCUGGAGAAACUGGAACCUCUCCGCAUUGCGGCUAAAAGCGAAGCGGAGAAUCUUGGUCACGCUGUCGUUCAGCUGGUGUCGUACGCGGAGCCGCUGGUGGUGGCGGCGGGCGGCGCGGCGUCCAACACGACGGAGUCGCGCGCGCAGGCGGCACUUCUGCAGCACGCGCGCACCGUGCUCGAGACGCUCGCGCUGCUGGUGCACGCCGCGCGCACCGCCGCCGGCAACCCGCGCGCGGUGAGUGCGGCGGGCGAGGUGGAGGCGCAGAGUGCGCUGGCGCGCGCGGCGCUGGGCGAGCUGAGCGCGCACGUGCGCGAGCUCAGCUCGCAGCGCGGCGCCGUCGGCCCGCUGCUCGACUCGCUGGCGCGUGCCGUCGCACGCCUCACCGAGCACAGGAUGUCACUAAUUGGAUCGUUCGAUGAGACGGAUUCGUUCGUCGACUACCAGACGAGGAUGGUGGGAACCGCGAAGGAUAUAGCACGGCUGGCCACAGAUAUGACGGCUAAAUCUGCAACGGAGCCUAGUCGCCUGGUGGAAGUGGGCAAUGAAAUGUGUGGCAAGUACGAGCAGCUGGCCGGAGAUAGCCUGGGCGCCUCCGCCACUACGCCGAAUGCAGACAUCGCCAACAGGAUCCGCACAUGCGCGGUGGAGCUGGGCGAGGCGGUGUCGGAGCUGGUGCGCGCGGGCGGUACCUGCCGCCUGUCCGCCGUCGCACACAACCAGCGCGCCGUCGCCGACGCCGCGCGCCACGUAAACGAGAAGGUGGUGGCGGUGCUAAGCGCGCUUCAGGCGGGCUCGCGCGGCACGCAGGCCUGCAUAGACGCGGCCGCCACCAUCGCCACUAUUAUUGGCGAUUUGGACACCACCAUACUUUUCGCCAGCGCCGGUACUUUACAUUCGGACAAAGAAGGCGAUACGUUCUCCAAUCAUCGUGAGAAUAUUCUGAAAACUGCAAAAACUUUGGUCGAAGACACUAAAACAUUGGUGGGCGGAGCGGCCGGCACACAGGAACAACUUGCUUCCGCUGCUCAGAGUGCUGUUAGAACUAUAGUGCAACUGUGCGAGGUGGUGAAGCAGGGCGCGAUGUCGCUGGGCGCGGGCAGCGCGGAGCCGCAGGUGCUGGUGCUGAACGCGGCGCGCGACGCGGCCGCCGCGCUGCGCGACCUGGCCGCCGCAACCGCCGCCGCCAGCGGCAAGCACGUCGCGCACCCCGAUAUGCAGCGCCUCAAGCACGCCGCCAAGCGGCUGAGCGAUCCUACGAAGCGCUGGAGUCUACCCAUCAAAACUAACACAUUGCCGCGCCAAUCCAAAAGGUGCUCUGUAAACCUCGGUCUAAGGUCCGACUACAAUUCUUGCGACUCAGAAACUGAUAUUUUCCAAUCAGAUCAAGAAGAAGAACUUAUCAAGCUUCUAGACUAUUCUAGUCAAGAUGACGAUGUCUCUCCUUCCAUAUUCCACGAUAAUUGCGAGGAAGCAAUAGCAUAUAUUGAAGGCCUGAUGGUGGAAGUCCCAGAAAAGAGCUUAAAAGAUGACGAUUUGAAUGUUCGAUACAAUCUAACUUCGCGAAACAGUAUUUUUGACAUGGACUGGAGGGUUUUGAAAUACGGCGAAAACAUAUUCUUGGGUGAAUUAAAAAAGUUAAUAGAUAAGUUUAUUCAACUAUGUGAAAAACAAGAAUUUAAAAGAAAACAGGAUACACUAAAAAUAAUGAAAGCAUCAUCUGAUUUGGAUAACGAAAUGAACAGAUUAUCUCAAGUUAUAGAAGAUCUUGACUCAGAAAUAAUAAUUUCAGAACCGAUUAAAAAAGAAGUUACAACCAGUACCAUCAAAACAAUACAGACUUCCCUACCGAUAAAACGGUUAACGCCAGAAAAGGCACCAUCAUUAAAAAGCACAAUAUUUAAAGUAAAAAAAGUGAAGCCCGUAAAUUUGGUAGAUAAAUCAGAUUCAAAUACAAAAAGUCCCGAAAUGACAAACUCUGAGCCUGAAAGCCCUGGACAAAAACAAAAAGAUGAAACUGAUGAAAUUAUUGUAAGACCUGAAUCUAGAAGUAAAGAGGUCAAAUUAGAAUUUUGGAAAUUAUUUAAAGACGACACUGAAUGGUGGAAAGCUUUAGCUAAAAGAAAUUUAGAAAAGAUGGAAGAGACAAGACGAGAGUUGGAACGCUUUAGCGGUCAUGAGCUAGUUUUGGGAGAAAUAAAAACUGAAAUGGAUAAAUAUGAAAAGGAGAAAGUGACACUGCAAACAUUUAUCGAGGAAGUCGAUAAAUCCAAAGCCAUCAAUAGGGAUUUAGAAUAUAAUAAGAAAUAUGAAGAUAUUGUAUUAAAGUUAAUUGAAUUUGCAAAGAAAGACUUCAUCUACAAAGGUUUCGACCCGCUUAUCGAAAAGUUAAAGGCUUUGUCUAACGUGCAAAUUGAAGGGAAGAAGAAAAAAGUUGUGCGCAUCCAAGACAUUAUAAACAUUUACAGCCAAAUCGAUGUAUCAAAAUAUACAUACGAAGAAUUAUGCUUACUUGAAAAGUAUUACAAAGAAAUUAUAAGAAAAUACAAACAUGAAAAUGAAUUUAAAGAAAAGGAAAAUCUAAAACCUAAAGUUACAAAUAUUCCAUCUUCUAUUAGAGAGGAAAGGCAGUUUGAGCCUCCUCCAUUCCAUAGAAACGUAAUUUUAAAUGUUCAUUCAAGUCAAAAUUUAACUAAAAAUGUAAAUCAUUACAGCAACACGGUCAUAACUAACGGAGAUACGCUGGAACGGUUAAAAAGAAAUAAGCAAGAAUCAAAAAAUAAUAUAGAAAUAUUUGACAUGACUCGUACGUAUCCCCUAGAGUACUACGCUAAUAAUUGGUGGUCGAUUUACGAAGACAUUCUAAAAAACAGAGAGCAGCAAUUCGGUACGAUUGAUAAUUGGUGGAAUUUUUAUGAAGCAAUACUCAACAAAAAAGAGACUUCUGAAGAAGAGUUAAAAAGAAUUCGUGCUAUUAUGGAGUACAUAAACAGUACAAGAAGAUCUAGACCUAACAGUCGAAUGGAGGAGCAGCUUAGAAUGUUGGACGAGAUAACGAAUAGCAGAUUCCGCGAGAGCGAGGAUGUGACGACGCGCGACAAUGACUCGGUUAUGGUGACCAACGUGACGUCACUCCUAAAGACUGUCAAGGCCGUAGAAGAUGAGCAUACACGUGGUACAAGAGCACUGGAGUCUACCAUUGAAGCUAUCUCCCAGGAAAUUGAGGUGUUGAUGUCUCCGUCUGCGCCGAAGUGCACGGCGACCCCGGAGGAGCUGGUGCGCUGCACGCGCCUGAUGACGGCGGCCACGGCGCGCGCCGUGGCGGCGGGCAGCGCGGCCGGCGCCGGCAGCCAGGACCAACUCACCGCCGCCGCCAACCUCGGCCGCAAGACCGUCGUCGACAUGAUGCAAGCCGCUAAGGGCGCGGCGCACGCGGCGGAGAGUGAAGAGCUGCGCGCGCGCACGCUGGAGACGACGCGCGCGGUGGGCGAGGCGUUCCGCGCGCUGCUACAGGCCGUGCUGGCGGCGCCCGGCGGCGCGGCGCGCGCGCAGCUGCCCGACCUCUCGCGUGAUGUCGCGCGCGCCGUCGCCGACAUGCUCGCCGUCGCUGAGCUGCUCAAGGGAUCUGAAUGGGUGGAUCCAGAAGAUCCCACGGUUAUCGCUGAGGCAGAAUUAUUGGGGGCAGCAGCCUCCAUCGAUGCGGCUGCACGGAAGCUGGACGCUUUGCGACCACGCAAACCGCCUCAACUUCAGGAGACAGAUGAAAGUCUAAACUUCGACGAGAUGAUUCUCGAAGCGGCCAAGUCCAUAAUCACUGCCACGUCUGCACUUGUGCGCGCCGCCUCUGCAGCCCAACGUGAACUUAUUGAUCAGGGCAAGGUGGCGCGGCGGCCGGCGUUUUCGUCCGACGACGGGCAGUGGUCAGAGGGGCUGGUGUCGGCGGCGCGGCUGGUGGCGGCCGCGGCGCACGCGCUGGUGGAGGCGGCCAACGCGCUCGUGCAGGGCGCCGCCUCCGAGGAGCGCCUCAUCUCCAGCGCGCGCCAGGUCGCCUCCUCCACCGCGCAGCUGCUCGUCGCCUGCAAGGUGAAGGCGGACCCGUCGUCGGAGUCGACGCGGCGCCUGCAGGCGGCGGGCGCGGAGGUGAUCCGGUCCACGGACAACCUGGUGCGCGCGGCGCGCGACGCCAUCCACUGCGACGACGAGCGCAGCCUCGUGCUCAACCGCCGCAUGGUAGGCGGCAUCGCGCAGGAGAUCGACGCCAGAUCGGAAGUGCUUCGCAUCGAGAAAGAGUUGGAGGAAGCACGCGGCCGACUGACUGCCAUCCGCCAAGCGAAGUACAAGCUCCGCGCCGGAGAUACUUCUGGAGACGAUACGGAUACCGACGUCCAUCUCGCCGGAUACUCUAGCGAUGCUUCCACCCACCACAGAUUCAAAACGCCAAACAGCAGUUUUGCAAACACCACCUACAGCCCAAACAGCACAUACUCGGCGCAGAACACAACGAAUAUGACACAAAACACUACCAACAUAUCCCACCACGUGUCCAGCCUCAACCAGUCCAUACACGGCCCGCAGCCGGCCACAAGUCCCGGUUCAAAGCCGGAGUCUAACCAUUUAAGCUUCAAUACCAACGGGUACCAAAGGGAGGAGAAGUAUACCGCACAGAGCCCGACAUUCUCAAGUUUCAGGCCUCAAGAUGAAACUCCGAAGCAGAACUAUGAAGGGUUUACCACACGGACGAGCAUGACGGAGGAGACGGUGGUCGUGAAGUCGUUGCAACUGCCGGAGGUGCGUACGGCGUAUUUGAUAUCGGACGGCGACGAUAAGCGAGACGGCGAGCGCGUCUUCUACAAGAGGGAGCGGCCGCCUCCGCCGCCGCCGAGACGCAUUUCCCUCCUAAACUACGAGACCAGACUCUACGACACACCGCGACCUAUUAACGAGUAUACUAAAACAGAGGAGCAACGCCAAUUCGAGUCCAAUCAGUCCAGUCAAUACCAGUUCACGAAACAGGAACAGCGGUACGGUCAUGAUGCGCCCAAACUCCCAUCUCCCUUGAGCCCAAAGUUCAACGCCAGAGAUCUCAAAUUCGAUGAGAUUUCAGAACCGAUUUACUCUUCUCUUAAAAAACCGAGCACGCCCAAAUCACCAUUCGACGGCGUUGGACAGAGCUUCACCGAACACCAAAAAUCCACAGAAGCCAUCCCUGGCGGAACUAAACACUCUGAGUAUACUGUGAAAAGCGAGUCCUACCAGAGCUAUCCAAAGGCGGAUUUUAGUUCUACUGAAAUUACAAAAGAAGUGAAAUCUCCCUUCGCAACGUCUACGCCGUCCAAAUACGAGACCAACCAAUUCACGGAAUUCCCAAAGAAUUCAAUGGAUUUGGUAAAAGCCCCGACGCCAACUUACGAGAGGAUAUCUUCGCCAUACGGCAAGGAGGUACACAGUUACGGUGGGCCGAACUAUCUCGAGGAGACUACUACGGAAGUCAAAGAAAUACCGAAUGGCACUCAGAAGGUUACGACCACAAAAAUCUACAGUUCAUCACCGGUAAACAUGACGAGUACCAGCACAAAAUACGAACCGAUCAAGCUCGAGGGAAUCGAUGAGCUAUCAAAGUCAUUCGACAAUGACUCUAGAUACAGCACAUGGGAUUCGCGUUUCAAUACCUUGGACUCGAAGAUCAGUUCGGACACGAGUCGCUCGUUUAUGCGACCGUCGGAGUUCCAGUCAUCGGAUUACCAAGCCACGUCUAGUGUGACUAAACUGAAAAAACCGACCGACUUGGUGAAGGAAAUCGAUAGUUUAGAUAAAAAAUUCUCCAAGCAAACCAUCACGUCGGAAAUCGUCGAGCGCAAGUCUGUAAUGACUAGUUCCCACAAGUCCGAAACUAGCUCCACCGUUACGAAGAAAUUUGGCAACUUCUAA